Rotaria socialis is the source of this 1287-nucleotide messenger RNA. Lineage: Eukaryota; Metazoa; Rotifera; Eurotatoria; Philodinida; Philodinidae. The record is from the annotation of a GenBank genome assembly.
AUGACUUCAACAAAUAGUGCUGGCCAUUCAACUGGCUUUAUAUCAAUUCCCGUGGAAAUAGUUUCUAGAUCGAACUUAAGCAACUCAAAUUUUUAUGAUUCUCCAAAUCGCACGGCUCGUUAUGAGGAUAGUUUUCAUACUGAUUUUUCAAAUUCACCACCAUGGAAGAAGCCAUCGAUAAAUACGCAUUACCGAAGUCGACUUCAACCACGUCAAACUCUCAGCACUGCAUAUGAUCGUUUGAUAAAUGAUUCUCCGUUGCAUCAAUCAUAUCGUGAUCAACAAUAUCGUCCUUUACAAAAACGAACAUAUGAUUCAAGUUCUCUACACACAAGUCGUUCAAGUGACGAUCUUCUUUCAUCGUCAAAUGAUUCCAUACGUCCGAAAACUCAAUCUUCAAAUACUUCCUAUUAUCCUGAAACAUCAAAUAACGGAUUUCGAACUGAUUCAGAUUUUAUACAUCCGAAUACAUACACAAAUUCUUUUCGGCGAUCCUCCUUUGAUGUGCUUAAUGAUGUUUCAGAUAUCGAUCAACAAAAUCCAUCUGAACAUCAAACUUAUUAUAGACCGACUUAUAUUACUCGAGCAAAUAUCAAUCCCAAAACUGUUUAUUCCAGUGAAUAUCAUAUACCAAUAAAUAAUCAUCAAUCAAGUAAAUUUCAAGAAACAGCCAAUAAUUCACAUGAUCGAUCUGGAUCGCCAGCUUCUGACCGUGAUGAAUCACCGACUCGACCUUCACCAUUAAACGCCCAACAACCUCAAGAGUCCGAUUUUAAAACGACGAAAGAUACGACUAGUACAAUGGCAGGACAGAGCACUACUUCAUCGUCGAGUGAUCAACAAGUUCCAUCUACUGAAAUGCCUGCAGCAGCGAAUAUACAACCAGUUCCUUCACGUGAUUCCAAUACAAUUGCUUUAGAAAAACUUGAACAAAUUAAACAAAAUUUAGUUGAUUUAAAUCAGCAAGUCGAUGCAUUUGAUGGUGUGACACGUGAUGAUCGUAUAUAUAAAUUGCUUGAUGAACAAGCAGUAAAAAUGAUGCUAACUUGUGAUGAAUUAACUGAUGUUAGCGUCGAUAUAAAAGAAAAACGUAAAGAAAUGAUUCGAAAUGUACAAACAGUUAUCGCUAAGCUUGAAUCAAAAGUGCCAAUGAGUUUAACUAUUGAAAAUAAUAGUAAUCUAAUGGAAACUAAACUCGCUGUUGAUGAUCUAUCAAUAAACAGUACUGAACAGCAGCAAUCUUCAAGAACUCAAAAUGAACAAACAUCAACAGAGCGAUCGAUAUAA